Messenger RNA from Heterocephalus glaber (naked mole-rat), 3764 nucleotides. RefSeq names its product NLR family CARD domain containing 4 (gene Nlrc4). The record is from RefSeq and is a predicted model, not a curated record. Gene Ontology annotation, biological process: regulation of apoptotic process; detection of bacterium; defense response to bacterium. NCBI's taxonomy places the organism in Eukaryota, Metazoa, Chordata, Mammalia, Rodentia, Bathyergidae.
UACAAAGUUUUCCGUAGAUUUUUCUCCUUCGUACCCUGGCUACAUAACUCCUCUUUCUGUCUCUCCAGUUACUCAUGUUUCUGGUCUCAUAUCUUUGCUAAUCUUCUCCCUGUCCUUUUGGGAGCAUUUUUAUCUCAACACUGCUCUUUCUACCACCUGAUCUUAUUUUACUUUUCCUUAAAACCUGGUUCAUAUUGCUCUUUCCUGGAGCAACUAGAGAGAACUUAUUCUCUCCAUUAUUCUUUCUGACAUUUACUCCUAUCAUCUUUUUCUGCUUAAUUCCAAGUUGUCCUUCUACCUCUGACCAACAUCAAUGUGCAGAAACUUGGAGGAGAAGGGCAAACUUCCAUUUGAGCAUGGUCUAGGCUCUAGGCCAGAAUCCAGACAUCUGGGUUUGCUUUAGGGUUUGGUCGUAAAUAAUGAGUGGGUUUGAGCAAGUUUUUAUCUGGUUUGGGCCAUCAUCUUCUCAUCUAUAAAAAGAGGGGUGUUAACUGGAUAAUCACUCCAGCCCUUCCACCUGAUUGUUUCUGGUUCUGUUUUGUUAAUUUUAUAGAGUGAAGAGUGGUUUUACAGAAGGAAGAGGACAAUACUGGAAUCAUCUUUGAUGUUCCCAUUUAUAAAUAAUAUCUUCCACCAAGAUAUAGAAAGGCGGAAAGCUUUUAUUCAGAACUAUGGAUUUCAUUAAGGAAAACAGUCGAGUCCUCAUUCAAAGGAUGGAUAUGACUGUUAUAAAGCAAAUUGUGGAUGACCUAUUUGUAUGGAAUGUUCUGAAUUGUGAAGAAAUCGGUGUCAUUUGCCGUGAGAAGGUGGAGCAGGAUGCAGCACGUGGGAUCAUUCAUAUGAUUUUAAAGAAGGGCUCAGAGUCCUGUGACCUCUUUCUCAAAUCCCUGGAGAAGUGGAAUUAUGCUCUAUUUCAGGACUUGCGUGGAAAAAGUCUUUUCCAACAGAUACCAGAAGGAGACUUAGAUGAUCUGGCUCAGGAUUUAAAGAUCUUAUAUCAAACUCCAUCCUUUCUGAACUUCUAUCCCCUGGGGGAAGAUUUUGACAUAAUUUUUAAUUUGAAAAGCAUCUUCACAGAACCUGUUCUGUGGAGGAAGGACCAUCACCAUCGCCGUGUGGAGCAGCUGACCCUGAAUGGUCUGCUGGAGACCCUUCAGAACCCCUGCGUCAUUGAAGGGGAAUCUGGCAAAGGCAAGACCACUUUGCUCCAGAGAAUCGCCAUGCUCUGGGCCUCUGGGAAGUGCACGACUUUGACCAAGUUCAAAUUUGUCUUCUUUCUCCGUCUGAGCAGAGCCCAGGGUGGACUCUUUGAAACCCUGUGUGAUCAGCUGCUGAAUGUACCUGACACAAUCAGGAAGUGGACCUUCAUGGCCAUGCUGCUGAAGCUACGGCAGGGGGUUCUCUUUCUCCUUGAUGGCUACAAUGAAUUCAAGCCCCAGAACUGUCCAGAAAUUGAAGCUCUGAUAAAGGAAAACCACCACUUCAAGAACAUGGUCAUUGUCACCACCACUACUGAGUGUCUGAGUCACAUAAGGCAGUUUGGUGCCCAGAUCGUUGAGGUGGGGGAUAUGACAGAGCACAGUGCCCAGGUGCUCAUCCGAGAAGUGCUGAUUAAGGAGCUUGCUGAAGGCCUGCUGCUCCAAAUUCAGAAAUCCAAGUCCUUGAGUAACCUGAUGAAGACUCCUCUCUUCGUGAUCAUCACUUGUAUUAUCCAGAUGGGCGAAGAUGAGUUCCACGCUCAUACACAAACCACACUCUUCCGUACCUUCUACGAUCUGCUGAUACAGAAAAACAAGCAUAAACACAGAGGUGCGACUGGUGCUGACUUCUCUCAGAGCCUAGACCACUGUGGAGACCUGGCCCUGGAGGGUGUGUUCUCCCACAGGUUUGACUUUGAGCUGGAGGACGUGUCCAGUGAGAAUGAGGACGUCCUGGUGACAACCGGACUCCUCUGUAAAUACACAGCUCAAAGGUUCAAGCCGAAGUAUAAAUUCUUUCACAAGUCAUUCCAGGAGUACGUGGCUGGACGCAGACUCAGCAGUUUCCUGAUGUCUCCUGAGGCAAAGGAGGUGGCCAGGGGGGACACAUACCUGCAGAGGAUGGUUUCCAUUUCAGACAUUACCUCCCUCUACAGCAACCUGCUGCUCUACACGUGCGGGUCGUCUGCUGCAGCCACCAGGGCUGUUGUGAGGCACCUCGCAGGGGUGUAUCAACACGGCAGCCUGCUAGGGCUUUCCAGGACCAAGAGCCCUCUCUGGAGGCAGGGAUCUAUACAGAGUGUGAACAACACCACGGAUCAAGAGAUUCUAAAAGCCAUCAACAUCAAUUCCUUUGCAGAGUGUGGCAUCCAUUUAUUCCACGAGAGUAUAUCCAAAUCAACCCUGAGCCAAGAAUUUGAAACUUUCUUUCGUGGUAAAAGUUUAUACAUCAACUCCGAGAACAUCCCCGAUUACUUAUUUGACUUCUUUGAACAUUUGCCUAAUUGUGCAAGUGCUCUGAACGUCGUUAAACUGGACUUCUAUGGAGAAGCCUUGGCUUCACAGAACAAGGCUACCACAGGGGAGUUCCCGGAAACCUACAUUCCCAGCAGGGCUGUGUCUUUGUUCUUCAAUUGGAAGCAGGAAUUCCAGACGCUGGAGGUCAUACUCCGGGAUUUCAGCAAGUUGAAUAAGAAAGAUAUCAAAUAUCUGGGCAAGAUCUUCAGCUCUGCCACAAGCCUUAGACUGUACAUUAAGAGAUGUGCUGGUGUGGCUGGAAUCCUCAGUUCAGUCCUCGGCACCUGUAAGAACAUUCACUCCCUCCUGGUGGACACCAGCCCUCUCACCUUAGAAGACGAGCGGCACAUCACGUCUGUGACCCACCUGACAGCUCUGAGCAUCCAUAACCUCCAGACACAGCGGCUCCCAGGUGGUCUGACUGAUGGCUUGGGUAACUUGAAGAAUCUUAUGAAGCUGAUACUGGAUAACAUUAAGAUGAAUGAAGAAGAUGCUAUAGAAUUAGCUAAUGGUCUGACAAACCUGAAGAAACUGUGCCUGUUUCGUUUGGCCCAUUUGUCUGACGUGGGAGAGGGAAUGGAUUACAUAGUCAAGUCUCUGUCAGGUGAACCCUGUGACCUCCAAGAAAUACAAUUAGUCUCCUGCUGCCUGACUGCAAAUUCCGUGAACACUCUAGCUCAGAAUCUUCACAAUUUGGUCAAACUGAGCAUUCUUGAUUUAUCAGAAAAUUACCUUAAAAAGGAUGGAAAUGAAGCUCUACGUGAACUGAUUGGCAGACUCAGCAUCCUGCAACAGCUAACUGUGCUGAUGCUACCCUGGUACUGCAGUGUGCACCUCAGCCUGACCAGCCUGUUGGAGCAACUGAAGGGGGUCCCACAGCUUGUCAAACUUGGGUUGAGAAACUGGAGCCUCACAGAUGCAGAGAUUAGAAUUUUAGGUGCAUUUUUUGAAAAGAAUCCUCUGAAAAACUUCCAGCAGUUGGAUUUGGCAGAAAACUGUGUGAGCAGUGACGGAUGGCUUGCCUUCAUGGGUGUACUUGAGAAUCUUCAGCAAUUAGUAUUUUUUGACUUCAGUGCUAAAGGAAUUUCACCUGAUGCAGCUUUAGUCAGAAAACUUGGCCAUGUGUUAUCCAAGUUAACUUUUUUGCAAGAAGCUAGGCUGAUUGGAUGGCAAUUUGAUGAUGAUGAUAUCAGUGUUAUUAAAGGUGCUUUUAAACUAGUAACUGCUUAAAAGACACCCUAAGCGAAUGAGUACUUGGAGGGCUCUAUC